AUGUGGCGUCUGUUAGUGUGCUUGCUGUAUUGUCAGUGGCUUGUCCCAAGCAGCCAAGCACUGGGAAAAAGCGAAGAAAUUGCUGCCACAGAGUGGAGUCCACGCAGUCUGGGAAGAAUGUUGCAACAUUGUCUGAGUGCAGCGGAAAAGUGGCAAUGUCUGAACACCGAAGGCGAACGUUUGUUGGAUGCAGCUGCUCUAGACAACAGCACUUGGCAACUGAGCGAGUAUCUCAGCAUAGAGCCACAAAAUACUGCAGGACCAAGUGGUGAAUCGAAGAAUGCAAGGAGUGUGGCAGGAUUGGCUGGCAAGUUGCUUCAGCUGGCACAGGGACGAGCGUUGCGUAUGCGACUGCCCAGACAGUUAACCAUUUCGAAUGCCAUCGAUGAGUUUGGGAAUGAGCUGGGCAUGGAUCAAGGUCGCAAGAAGAAGGACAAAGAUAAGCACAUGGCCAUGAUGGGUGGCAUGAUCAUGUUGGCAACCUUUGCGCAAAUGUUCCUUGGCAAGGUCAUCCUCAUCGCCGGCUCGGCCUUCAUUAUGGCCAAAAUCGCACUGGCCAUAUCGCUGCUGGGCAGUCUAAAAAAGGGUACGACUGGACACAGUGGUAGCCCGGAGCAUGUGAUUGUCACCAAUUCGGGCCACAGUCACGAGAGCGGCUGGCACCGCAGCAUGCCCACUCACAGCUAUAGUCCUGCACAGCUGGAGACGGCGCCGGAGGAUUCGAGAGAUGGCCAGGAGCAGGCCUACUAUGCCUACGAGACGGAGCAGCUGAAUCGUCGUCAUUUGGCAGCAGCUACAAAAACAACAACGAGUAAUGCACAAGAGGCGGCAGUUGAAAUGCCCAGAAGUGGUUUUCUCUAG
Drosophila innubila is the source of this 861-nucleotide messenger RNA. RefSeq lists its product as uncharacterized. Bases 1 to 861 code for a protein of 286 amino acids. NCBI's taxonomy places the organism in Eukaryota, Metazoa, Arthropoda, Insecta, Diptera, Drosophilidae. The transcript has 3 exons. The record is from RefSeq and is a predicted model, not a curated record.